Sardina pilchardus (European sardine) is the source of this 1573-nucleotide messenger RNA. RefSeq names its product tetraspanin-1-like. Gene Ontology annotation, cellular component: plasma membrane. The transcript has 8 exons. The record is from RefSeq and is a predicted model, not a curated record. Lineage: Eukaryota; Metazoa; Chordata; Actinopteri; Clupeiformes; Clupeidae. The coding region runs from base 140 to 868 and encodes 242 amino acids.
CACACAUACACACACAGACAGUUGUUAGUCUCACCUGGACAUAGACACACACACACACUUCUAUAGACAGGGACUCCAGCGGCCCAAAAACGGACAGCCAGCUCCUCAUUUGUACAGUUUGUAGACCAAAGUAGCCAAGAUGUGUUGUUCGGGUUUACUGAAGAUCCUCAUGUUCAUUGUGAAUGGCGCCAUCUUUCUGGUGGGCGCCGGACUGCUGGGCGUGGGCGUCUGGGUCACGCUGGACUCGGACUCCAUGUUGGGCUUCCUGGAGCACAUCGAGGACGCGCCGGCGGAGCUGAAGCAGCUGGCCAACGUGGGGUACCUGCUCAUCGGCCUCGGGAUCGGCCUCGCGUUCAUCGGCUUCCUGGGGUGCUGCGGCGCCAUGAAGGAGAGCCGCUGCAUGCUGCUCACCUUCUUCAUCAUCGUCCUCAUCAUCUUCCUCGCUGAAGUGGCCGGAGCUGUGGUGCUCUUCGUGUUCCAGCCGCUGGUGGAGGAACUUCUUCAGGAGAUUAAAGUGGAGGUGGCUGACAGCAUUGAGAAAACCUACGGGGAGGACGAAGCCCUCACAACCUUCUGGAACACCACCAUGGUUGAGUUGAAGUGCUGUGGGUACAGCAACUACACAGACUUCACAGGGUCUCCAUUCGUCAACACUUCCGGCCUCUACCCACCAGAGUGCUGUAAGACGGGCAAAAAGUGUAUACUUGAUAUGGCCCAUUCAGCUGACAUACCUGGCUGCUUUGAAGCACUUGUGACCCUCAUCGAGGAUAACGCAGGACUCGUGGGAGGUGUGGCUCUGGGGAUCUGUGCAGUGGAGGUCUUGGCCAUGAUUUUCGCCAUGGUGUUGUACAAGAAAGCAGGCAAAUAGCAUCGCCGGCCAAGUCAAGACCCACCAGCAUCAGCCAAUCGGAAUCAUCUGCGUUUGGCUGGACAGCCAAUCUUUUUGUUUGUUUGUUUGUUUUUAAAGUGCACCCUGAGCACACAGGAGACACCCAAUCACAUUAUAUCCACACUGUCUGUCACCACAGAGAAUGGCUAACAAUAGAACGCCUGAGGGGCGUUGAAAUUUGCAAACAUAGGCGAACGCUUGCAAACAGUUUUCCGUUAGCCUUGAGUUUUCGGUGAACGUUUUCGAACAAUCGCAAACAGGUUGUUCUCCGUGAACAUACUCUGGGACUGUAAGCAACAAUGCAAUUACCGUUAGAAUGAAUGCACCAUAUCAUUCAAAUUUAACAUAUCAAAGAAAACAUAAUGUUCACCACAAACGUUCGCCACUGUUUGCCAAAUUUGAACGCACCUCUAGGUCAUGAGGAUGUUGAUCCUUCAGCAGGGGAGUUUUGAACAUUCUAACAAACGAUUCUGUUCCGCAACAAUGCACGGUUCUAAAAUUCCAUGUUGAAUUCAAUGAACCCAGACAUUCUUUAGAACGUUCAUUUAUUUCAACACUCCGGCUGAAGUAAACUCCCAGUAAGUGGUAGGCUAAUCCUCCCAAUAAAAGAUCACUGUGCCUUCACUGUCUUAGCAAAAACAAAUUCUUCUAUUAGGAGGUUUGCCACCUACUAUGGCUUAAUUU